Molecule: messenger RNA, 204 nt
Organism: Durusdinium trenchii
Lineage: Eukaryota; Dinophyceae; Suessiales; Symbiodiniaceae
Source: the annotation of a GenBank genome assembly
AUGUUGGCCGUGGAGAGGCAAAAAUAUUUCAGGGCUGUGAAGCGGCUUUUUGCCAGGCUUGAUCAAGAUUCAGAUGGUGGAAUCACUGCAGAAGAGUUUGAGGUUGCACUACAAGAUGCAGCCUUGAUCAAUGUGUUUGACGCCUUGGAGAUUUCUGUUGCGGAUGCGUGGAACUUGUUCAGGACCUUAGAUAGCGCACCUUGA